Messenger RNA from Xenopus laevis (African clawed frog), 12140 nucleotides. It is a transcript of the gene fry.L, whose product is annotated as FRY microtubule binding protein L homeolog. NCBI's taxonomy places the organism in Eukaryota, Metazoa, Chordata, Amphibia, Anura, Pipidae. The record is from RefSeq and is a predicted model, not a curated record. The coding region runs from base 751 to 9810 and encodes 3019 amino acids. The transcript has 63 exons. Gene Ontology annotation, cellular component: cell cortex; site of polarized growth. Gene Ontology annotation, biological process: neuron projection development; cell morphogenesis.
CAUGAUCCUGCAGAGCAGCAAUAGCCUGAUAUGACAGUGAUGAGGGGACACAAGUAGGAGCAGUAAUAUAUUUGGGUUGAGCAGAGACAAGUGGUGAGAGAGCGCGGACAAUGCGAGGAGUCUCCCUCAGUAGUUGACAAAUGAGAUGAGAGAGACAAGUGCUGCUUCCCUCCCGCCACUGACUGAUGCUUUAUUUAUCGGUGCGUCAGAAGGAGCCGGGCGCAGCUGUACCGCAGUGAGUGACGCAGUGAGUCGGACCGACGGAUAGAGACAGAGCAGAGGCGCUACUGUGGCUUCCCCGCACUCCGGGCGCCGGGGAUAUUGUUGUGGAGGAGGCGCUAGUAAAUGCAGCUUGUCUGUUCCCAGCCCCCAGUGGAAUAGGACUGAGGCGGCAGCUACAGAAAGCUCCAAGCAAUUCGCACAAACCAUUCUGAGCAGAGCAGCCUGAAUUCACCCCGUCCUCUUCUCAAUCAGGCGCUCGACAAAGAGGGGUCCGCACUCUUCACCCCCCUCCGUGCCCGGCAAUGGUAGAGGCUGCCCCAUUGAGAGUCUGCAGUGAGGGAGAACCAAUUUCCCAGGCAGAAGGAGGAGCGGAGGACGAGCAUCUCAUGCCUUUUUAAUGAAGUGUCUACCUACCAGGAAGGGGAGAAGCCGUUGUUCAGACUUCAUUUCCUCCGCCGAGCAGCCGCUGCCAGUGUGUGAGCCUCUUACCUGCCCGUCUCUACCUCCCCCCCCGCCUCUAUACAAGACAUGGCCAGCCAGCAGGACUCGGGCUUCUUUGAGAUCAGCAUCAAAUAUUUACUGAAAUCCUGGAGCAAUAACACUUCUCCAGUGGACGGAUACAUCAAGCCAACAGUCCAACCAGUUUCCAGCACACAGAGGGAAAAGGGGCCUCCCACGAUGUUGCCCAUUAAUAUCGACCCCGAGAGCAAGCCUGGGGAAUAUAUACUCAAGAGUUUGUUUGCUAAUUUCACUACCCAAGCAGAAAGGAAAAUCCGUAUCAUUAUGGCAGAGCCCCUGGAAAAACCAUUAACAAAAUCACUUCAGAGAGGAGAGGACCCACAAUUUGACCAAGUAAUAAGUUCUAUGAGCUCACUCUCAGAAUAUUGCUUGCCGUCCAUACUGCGCACCUUGUUUGACUGGUACAAACGACAGAAUGGAAUUGAAGACGAGUCCCAUGAAUACAGGCCUAGGACAAACACCAAAUCCAAAAGUGAUGAACAACAGAAAGAUUACUUGAUGGAGCGAAGAGAUCUGGCCAUUGAUUUUAUUUUUUCAUUAGUCCUAAUUGAAGUAUUAAAACAGAUACCAUUGCAUCCGGUAAUCGACAGCUUGGUCCAUGAAGUCAUUACAUUGGCAUUCAAGCACUUUAAAUAUAAAGAAGGGUACCUUGGUCCAAACACUGGAAAUAUGCACAUAGUAGCAGACCUGUAUGCUGAAGUAAUCGGAGUGUUGGCACAGUCAAAAUUCCCUUCUGUAAAGAAGAAAUUUAUGGCAGAGCUGAAAGAGUUGCGGCACAAAGAGCAGAACCCUUAUGUUGUUCAAAGUGUAAUAAGCCUAAUAAUGGGCAUGAAAUUUUUCCGCAUCAAGAUGUAUCCAGUAGAAGACUUUGAAGCUUCUCUUCAGUUUAUGCAGGAAUGCGCCCAUUACUUCUUAGAAGUGAAGGACAAAGAUAUCAAGCAUGCCUUGGCGGGACUAUUUGUAGAAAUCCUUGUACCAGUGGCAGCGGCAGUCAAAAAUGAAGUGAAUGUUCCGUGUCUUAGAAACUUUGUGGAGAGUCUGUACGACACAACUCUGGAACUGACAUCGCGAAAGAAGCAUUCACUGGCCCUGUACCCUUUGGUGACAUGUCUGCUUUGUGUCAGCCAGAAACAAUUUUUUCUAAACAGAUGGCAUAUUUUUCUCAACAACUGCUUGUCAAACCUCAAGAAUAAGGACCCCAAAAUGGCUCGGGUUGCACUGGAAUCCUUGUACAGGCUGCUCUGGGUGUACAUGAUUCGAAUAAAAUGUGAAAGCAAUACUGCUACGCAGAGCCGCCUCACCACCAUUGUUGGAACCUUGUUCCCUAAAGGUCCCCGUGGUGUAGUACCACGAGAUAUGCCCCUUAAUAUCUUUGUAAAGAUAAUACAGUUUAUUGCACAGGUAAAGUUGGAUUUUGCCAUGAAGGAAAUCAUCUUUGACCUCUUAUGUGUUGGAAAAGCAGCAAAAGCGUUCAGUCUGAAUCCAGAGAGAAUGAACAUAGGCUUAAGAGCUUUCUUGGUGAUUGCUGAUAGUUUGCAGCAGAAAGAUGGCGAACCCCCUAUGCCUGUCACUGGAGCCAUUCAUCCUUCUGGCAACACGUUGCGUGUGAAGAAAACCUACUUAAGCAAGACACUCACGGAAGAGGAGGCCAAAAUGAUUGGAAUGUCUUUAUAUUACUCUCAAGUCAGAAAGGCAGUAGACAACAUCCUGAGGCACCUAGACAAAGAAGUAGGGAGAUGUAUGAUGAUGACUAACGUGCAGAUGUUAAACAAGGAGCCUGAAGACAUGAUUACGGGAGAGAGGAAGCCAAAAAUUGACCUCUUCAGAACAUGCGUUGCUGCUAUUCCUCGCCUGCUUCCAGAUGGGAUGUCAAAACUGGAGUUAAUUGACUUGCUCUCAAGAUUAUCCAUCCACAUGGAUGAUGAACUGCGGCACAUUGCACAGAACUCUCUUCAGGGUCUCCUUGUUGACUUUGUCGAUUGGAGGGAAGAUGUGUUGUUUGGUUUCAUUAACUUUCUGCUACGGGAGGUGAAUGAUACGCACCAGACGCUUCUGGAUACAUCUCUAAAACUGCUGCUGCAGUUACUCACCCAAUGGAAAAUAGUCAUACAGACACUGGGAAACUCUCACGAACAAGCUAAACUUAGGACGUCGGAGUUGAUACCAAAUGGCUCCAGCCAUAGGAUACAGUCUGAACGGGGGCCUUAUUCCAAUGUUUUGCACGCAGUGGAAGGUUUUGCACUAUUGCUACUAUGUAGUUUUCAGAUGGCUACUCGGAAAGUUGCUGUUUUAAUUCUCAAAGAAGUACGGGCUUUGUUUCUUGCACUUGGACAAGCAGAGGAAGAUGAUAAACCUAUGGUUGAUGUUUUGGAUCAGCUUAGUCCCUCCAUACUUGAAAGCUUUCUUCAUGUUGCAGUAUCUGAUUCUGCAACUCUGCCAUUUAAUCACAAUGUUGACCUGCAGUGGCUGGUGGAGUGGAAUGCCGUUUUAGUAAACAGCCAUUAUGAUGUUAGGAGCCCUUCCCAUGUAUGGAUAUUUGCACAGUCUGUAAAAGAUCCAUGGGUUCUCUGCCUGUUCACAUUCCUGCGGCAGGAGAACUUACCAAAGCACUGCCCUACAGCACUUAGCUAUGCCUGGCCAUAUGCAUUCACAAGACUUCAGCUUCUCAUGCCGUUAGUGGAUCCAAAUAGCCCAAUUAAUGCGAAGAAAACAAGCACUGCAGGCAGUGGAGAUAACUAUGUGACUCUGUGGCGGAAUUAUCUCAUCCUUUGCUUUGGGGUAGCAAAACCCAGCAUCAUGAGUCCUGGCCACUUAAGGGCUUCUACACCGGAGAUUAUGGCCACCACUCCAGAUGGGUCGAUCAGCUACGACAACAAGGUUAUAGGAACACCUUCAGUUGGAGUCCUGCUGAAGCAGCUUGUGCCUCUGAUGAGACUUGAGAGUAUCGAAAUUACUGAAUCGCUUGUAUUGGGGUUUGGAAGAACCAAUGCUCUCGUUUUCAGGGAAUUAGUGGAAGAACUUCAUCCGCUUAUGAAGGAAGCCUUGGAAAGAAGACCUGAGAAUAAGAAGCGCAGAGAGCGCAGAGACCUGCUUAGGUUGCAGUUGUUACGGAUAUUCGAGUUACUUGCUGAUGCCGGUGUGAUAAGUGACAAUACUAAUGGCGCCUUGGAAAGGGACACCUUGGCCCUUGGAGCAUUAUUUCUGGAAUAUGUAGACCUUACCAGGAUGCUUCUUGAGGCUGAAAAUGACAAGGACGUGGAAAUUCUCAAAGACAUACGAGCACAUUUCAGUGCAAUGGUUGCCAAUCUUAUUCAGUGUGUCCCAGUGCACCACAGGAGGUUUCUCUUCCCGCAGCAGAGCCUGAGACACCAUCUCUUCAUCUUGUUCAGCCAAUGGGCUGGACCUUUCAGCAUUAUGUUUACCCCUCUGGAUCGUUACAGUGAUAGGAACCAUCAGAUAACAAGAUAUCAGUAUUGUGCUCUAAAGGCAAUGUCAGCUGUCCUUUGCUGUGGCCCAGUUUUUGAUAAUGUUGGGCUUUCCCCAGAUGGCUACCUUUACAAAUGGCUUGACAAUAUUCUGGCAUGUCAGGACUUGAGGGUUCAUCAGCUCGGCUGUGAAGUGGUGGUGUUGCUGCUGGAACUUAAUCCUGACCAAGUUAAUCUCUUUAACUGGGCCAUUGACCGCUGCUACACAGGAUCCUACCAGCUUGCCUCUGGCUGCUUUAAAGCUAUUGCAACUGUUUGUGGAAACAGAAAUUAUCCUUUUGACAUUGUGACUCUCUUGAACCUGGUACUUUUUAAGGCAUCAGACACCAACCGUGAGAUGUAUGAAAUCUCUGUGCAGCUGAUGCAAGUACUUGAAUGCAAACUUUUUGUGUACUCCAAGAAAAUAGCUGAGCAGAAGCCUGGGAGCAUUUUGUAUGGUACACAUGGCCUGCUCCCUCCCUUGUACAGUGUGUCAGUAGUUCUGCUUUCCAAAGAAUUGGCCCGGAUGUACCCAGAACUUACACUGCCUUUGUUCUCAGAAGUGAGCCAGAGGUUUCCUACAACUCACCCUAAUGGGCGGCAGAUCAUGCUCACCUAUUUGCUUCCUUGGCUUCAUAAUAUUGAACUUGUGGACAGCAGACUUCUCCUUCCAGACUCAAGUCCCAGCACCCCGGAGGAAGAACUCGGUGACAGGGAUAGAGAUGUGAUCGUAUUGUGCGGGCUGAAAGGGAAUGGUUGGGGAUCGCCAGAGGCAACCUCACUGGUGCUUAAUAAUCUAAUGUACAUGACUGCAAAGUAUGGAGAUGAAGUCCCUGGACAGGAGGUGGAAAAUGCUUGGAAUGCCUUGGCUAACAAUGAGAAAUGGAGCAACAAUCUAAGGAUAGCAUUACAGUUCCUAAUAAGUCUGUGCGGAGUCAGCAGCGAUACCACCCUUUUGCCUUAUAUCAAAAAAGUGGCAAUCUACCUCUGCCGUAAUAACACCAUCCAGACAAUGGAGGAACUACUCUUUGAGCUGCAGCAGACUGACCCUGUGAACCCAAUAGUUCAGCAUUGUGAUAACCCUCCAUUCUAUCGCUUUGCAGCCAGCAACAAGGCCUCCGCAGCUCCUUCUGGAACCACAUCGAGCAGUAACACUGUUGUGGCGGGCCAAGAUGGUUUCCCUGAUGAAGACAGCAGAAUACUAAAAGAGACAGAUGAUAGGUUUAGCAAUGUUAUCAAAGCUCACACAAGGCUGGAAUCCAGAUACAGUAACAGCUCAGGUGGAUCCUAUGAUGACGAAAAAAAUGACCCAGUCUCUCCUUAUAUCAGCUGGAUGUUGAAUAUUGUGGAAACUAAGCAGCCACAGCCUCUACCUAUGCCUUGCAACGGUGGCUGUUGGGCUCCUCUUGUUGACUAUCUGCCAGAAACUAUUUCUCCUAGAGCUCCUUUGCAUCGGUGUAACAUUGCUGUCAUAUUCAUGACGGAGAUGGUGGUGGAUCACAGUGUGAGAGAAGACUGGGCACUUCACUUGCCUUUACUGCUCCAUGCACUCUUCUUAGGUCUUGACCAUUACCGACCAGAGGUGUUUGAACACAGCAGAAGGCUCCUUCUCCAUCUUUUAAUUGCCCUCUCUUGCAAUAGCAACUUCUCUUCUGUUGCCUCACUUCUCCUUCAGGCCAGAGAGGUGAACGAAGCCAAAACACUCACCAUUCAAUCUUCCUGCCAGUCAGAAUUUACUUAUACAGGUGGCUAUGACUUUCUGCGGGAGUAUCAGUCUUCUCCUGUGCCAGACUCCGGUCUGAGCUCCAGCUCAACCUCCUCCAGUAUCAGUCUGGGGGGAAGCAGCGGAAACCUCCCCCAGAUCACUCAGGAGCUUGAUAAUGUGGACACAUCAGCAGAGACAGAUGAAAAGGCCAGAAAGCUCAUUGAGUUCCUGACCACCAGAGCUUUUGGGCCACUUUGGUGCCAUGAAGAUAUCACGCCUAAGAAUCAGAAUUCCAGGAGUGCCGACCAGCUGACCAAUUUCCUGCGUCACGUUGUGUCUGUAUAUAAAGAUUCCAAGUCAGGCUUCCAUUUGGAACAGCACCUGAGUGAAGUGGCCCUACAGACAGCCCUUGCUAGCUCCUCUAGACAUUACGCGGGACGCUCUUUCCAGAUUCUUAGGGCCCUUAAGCAGCCUCUGUCUGCCCACGCCUUAUCUGACCUUCUCUCCAGAUUGGUGGAGGUUAUAGGAGAAUAUGGUGAUGAAAUACAGGGUUAUGUAAUGGAAGUGCUCUUGACAUUGGAAGCGGCAGUCGAUAAUUUAGCUGACUGCUUGAAGAAUAGUGACCUCUUGGCUGUGCUAUCCCGAUCAUCGUCUCCAGACUUGAACUCGAGCAGCAAAUUUACUGCAAACCGAAAAAGUACUGGCCAACUAAAUGUAAAUACUGGGAUGGUAGGUGGCAGCACAGCAACGACUGAACGCAGUAGGCACCAGAGAAGCUUCUCUGUUCCUAAAAAGUUUGGGGCAGGUGACAAAUCUUCUGAUCCUCCACGAAGUGCCACCUUAGACCGAAUUCAGGCUUGUACUCAGCAGGGGUUCUCUCCUAAAACCAGAAGCAGCUCAUCUCUCAAAGACAGUCUCUCGGAUCCAUCUCACAUAAACAACCCUACCAAUUUGUUGGCCACCAUAUUCUGGGUUGCUGUUGCCUUAAUGGAGUCUGAUUUUGAAUUUGAGUACUUGAUGGCACUGAGGCUUCUCAACAAACUUUUGUCUCAUUUGCCUUUGUACAAAUCCGAGAACAGGGAAAAGCUUGAGAAACUGCAAGCGCAACUCAAGUGGACAGACUUUUCUGGACUGCAGCAGCUCUUGCUUAAAGGAUUCACUUCUCUCACGACAACUGAAUUGACCCUCCACCUGUUCAGUAUGCUGACUCCAGUGUCCCGAGUAUCCAUGGUGGAUUCAUCACAAGUCAUAGGGUUCCCCCUGAAUAUCUUGUGUUUGUUACCUCAUUUGAUUCAUCACUUCGAUAAUCCGAAUCCCUUCUGUAAGGAAAUAGCUGAGCGAAUUGCACAGGUUUGCCUGGAGGAGAAAAAUGCAAAGCUCUCGAACCUGGCACAUGUGAUGACUCUUUAUAAAACUCACAGUUACACAAGGGACUGUGCUACGUGGGUGAACGUGGUGUGCCGUUACCUGCAUGAAGCCUUCGCUGGCAUCACCAUUAAUAUGGUGACCUACUUAGCUGAGCUCUUAGAAAAGGGCCUCCCUAGCAUGCAGCAGUCUCUUCUGCAAAUCAUCUACAGUCUUCUAAACCACAUGGACAUGUCCCUCAUUCCUGGCAAGCAGUUCAACAUGGAAGUGCUAAAGACUAUUGAAAAACACGUACAGAGUGUUCACUGGAAGGAAGCCCUGAACAUCUUAAAGCUGGUUGUGUCUCGCUCUGCAAGCCUAGUGUUACCUGCCUAUCAGCAUGGCGAUUUGACAAAGCUCGAAAUCAGUCGUCUUUGGACAAGUUCCUCGAAAGCGCUCCCGGGGAAAACUCUGGAUUUUCAUUUUGAUGUCUCCCAGACCCCUAUCAUUGGCAGACGGUUUGAUGACUUACAAAGCUCUGCUGGGCGUGACGGUAAAGGCAGAGCAUUGCCUGUCACUCGGAGCACUUCUUCCACCUCCUCUGGCUCCAAUUCCAAUGCUUUGGUACCUGUCAGUUGGAAAAGACCUCAGACUUCUCAGAAGAAGACGAGGGAGAAGUUGGUGAAUGUCCUUACGCUGUGUGGCCAAGAGGUUGGGCUCAGCAAAAACCCUUCUGUCAUUUUCUCUUCAUGCGGUGAUUUGGAUUUAAUCGAGCACCAGACCAGCCUGGUAUCCUCUGAAGAUACCAUCAGAGAGCAAGAUAUCAUGGACGACACAAACAGCGAGCAGCAGUUCAGGGUCUUCAGGGACUUCGACUUCCUGGAUGUGGAAUUAGAGGAUGGAGAGGAACUUCAGGGGGAAAGCAUGGACAAUUUCAACUGGGGAGUACGUAGGCGUUCCCUUGACAGUCUGGAUAAGUGUGAUAUGCAGCUCCUGGAGGAGAGUCAGCUCUCGGGAAGCACGCACAGUCUGAGCAAACUCAACCAUGACGACACAGAUGAAUCAUCAGAAGAGGAAGAUCUCACCACUAGCCAGAUCCUGGAGCCCUCUGACUUAAUUAUAAGCCUCUCACCUUCUGAUGAGACAAAUCACAUGGAGUCCCCCUCCACAUCAUGUGACACAACUUCUGCUGACCCCCAUUCUCUUAACACAAGAACUUCUAGUUUCGAUGCCUCUUUGCCUGAAAUAACUAAUCCACUCUUGUCUGAAGAUUCUAAGCCGGAUGCUGCUCUUGAUGAGGACGAUGCGACUGUACAAGAGGAUGACCUCUCUGGCUCAAUGAGUGAAAUUCCUGCAGCUUUUGAGUGUCAUGAGAGCUUUAGCCUUGAGAUGACUGAAGAGGAAAAAGAGGACAGGCUGCUGGAGCCAUACUCUCUAACUAAUUUUGGUGAGAAUGACCAGAUAACACCGCCGCCUCCUUCUCCUUUCUUCACUGCCAUUUUGGCUGCAUUCCAACCAACUUCAUGCGAUGAUGCAGAGGAAGCCUGGCGCAGUCACAUCAACCAGCUCAUGUCUGACUCUGAUGGAUCCUGUGCAGUUUACACCUUCCAUGUGUUUUCCUCCCUGUUUAAGAGUAUCCAGAAAAGAUUUUGUUUCCUGACCUGCGAUGCCGCUUGUUACCUUGGAGACAGUCUGCGUGGCAUCGGGUCAAAGUUUGUAAGCACCUCGCAGAUGUUAACCCUGUGCUCGGAGUGCCCCACUCUUUUUGUGGAUGCUGAAACACUAAUGUCCUGCGGCCUGCUGGAAAAGUUAAAGUUCAGUGUAUUGGAGCUGCAGGAAUAUUUGGACACCUACAAUAACAGAAAGGAAGCCACUGUCUCUUGGCUAAAAAACUGUAAGUCAACAUUUGCGGGGGGCUCGAAAGAUGGAGUCAUCACCUGUCAGCCUGGAGACUCGGAAGAAAAACAAAUGGAAUCUCUUGCACAACUGGAACUGUGUCAACGUCUGUACAAGCUUCACUUCCAGCUCCUUCUGCUUUUUCAGUCUUAUUGUAAACUAAUUGGGCAAGUUCACGAAGUCAGCUCCAUGCCAGAGUUGUUAAAUAUGUCAAAAGAACUGAAUGAACUGAAGAAGAAUCUCAAGGAGGCAACUGUAUUCCUUGCCAAUGACCCUCUCAGCGUGGACACUGCAACCUGUGAGCCGACCUUCUCUUCCACCGAGUUUGCCAUUCAGUCUCUGCUCGAGUGCUUAAAGAACAAUGAGCUUGGGAAGGCGUUGAGACAGAUCAGAGAAUGCAGGAAACUGUGGCCCAAUGACAUAUUCGGAAGCAGCACAGACGAUGAGGUUCAGACACUGCUCAACAUCUAUUUCCGGCAUCAGACACUGGGGCAGACUGGAACCUUUGCCCUCGUAGGAUCCAAUCAGAACCUGACUGAUAUCUGCACCAAGCUCAUGGACCUCAACAUGGAGAUACGAGACAUGAUCCGCAGGGCUCAGAAUUACAGGGUGGUCUCAACGUUCCUUCCCAACUCCAGCGUUUCCGGCACUAAUCUCUGACAGGAGCCUGGCGGCUGUCCCUGCUCCCAACUUGGAAUUGUUGCCAUGUUGGUGUGAGAUCCUUCAGCAUCUACUCAACCUUCGGAAGACUCGGCCAAGCUGCAUCAUCCCUGAUAACUCUCUGACCUUCUAUAUUACGAAGCAGACAGAUGCCCACAUCUGUAGCAAUACUGUAAGUAAGAAGAUGUAGCAGUAAACCAAGGACAUCACUGGCGUUCUGUUGCACAGCUGCUGUUUCAUUGUUGCGCACUACUGAAGAAAGGACUUCCAUUGCAAACCAAAGCCUACGAUAAUGACUUCUUCUUCCUUACCUUUUACAUGUUCCUUUUAAAAAUGGCAAAAGUGCAAUGUCCCCUUCCCUAAUGAAUAUAUAAUAUAUAUAUUUUGUUGCUCUUAAAUACUUUUUUUUAUUGUUUUAAUCCAUCAACAGGCAGAAUGAGGCUGGCAGUGGCCGUGGCAGGGUAUUGGCCAACUGUGGGUCCAUAGCUGAGAGCCUGAUUGUAUGUAAAUGAUUACUGUAUCUAUGGCUGCUACGGGUCACAUUUCCUAGACUUGCUGGGGGGGGGGGCUCUUAGGAAAAGUGAUGUACCCCUCAAUGGCUUUUUAUUUUGUAUGUUUGGAGGAUUUGUUUUAGGACUAUUUUUAGGAUGAAAAAAGAAGGCGGAUGCGACUACCUUUGAGGAGGAGGAGGUAAAUGACUCGCUGUGUUGCAUUGGUCACGCAUGUACAUGCAGGUUCUUUUCUACGUGUAUUUGAUGAGAACUCUCAGUCUUAUGAAGCUUUUCUUUUUAACUGACUUUGCUUAAUUAUACGGGAAUAUCGGUGAUUAUGUACAGCCAUUCCCCCCCCCCUCCAAUGUUGCUGUUUCCCAUGUAUAAUGAAUUGCAUGUAAAUCUUUUUGCACAUCUGAGGCACUUUCAUACAUACGGAAGCCUUAUAAUUUAUUCACUGUGUACAUAUAUGGCUGCCGCUCUGCAACUUCAUGAAGUCUGUCGGUUUUGUUGCGUGCUGUCGCUGACAUUUAGUCACUUUAUAUGUCGGGGGACCUUUCCUAUGUGCCCGUAGAUUAUAAUGAUCUGAAUAAACAUGGGAAAACUUUCUACAUGGGUUUCGUUUCCCUGUCAGUGUGAAUGCUUUAAAGGGGAUGUAAACCCAACUGUAAUGCCCAUAACAGGGUUAUUCGCUGUGGGGGGGGGGCACAGUUACAUAGUCACAGAUCAAACGCUUGAUCACACUGGAUAUAAACAUGAGCAAAUGUGGAGGAAAAUAUUGAUUCAGGACUGCCCAAUUAGAGGGUAGGACUGAAAUUAACCAAACUUGUCUAAUACCAGAUCAAGGCCACCAUCAGUCUUUGACUGGCAAUCUGUGGGUUCUGGCAAAUGCCAGAGGGGCUGCUGUAAGAUGCCAUAGAAAGUGACUAUUUAGUGGGCUCUUUAGGCCUCUGUACUAGUCCAGACCUGGGUACCUUAGAUGUUACUGUACAAAAUCAUCCUAUUAAUGGGCAGAUGUGUAGUAUAUAUGGUAGCGGCCUGCUGGGUGCCCUCUGAUCUUGCACUGGCAUGUAGCCAAACACACACACACGUGUAACAUGCCAUUGAAUAAAGAGCAAGUGAGUCAGCUCUUUGGCAGUGACUUUUGUAGAUGUAAUGAUCCACAGCAGGGAAACAGUUAAAUGAUAUUUCCUAGCUAAGUACCAAUCUACUCUCUCCAUGCUGAUGGGCCAUGCUCCAGUACAUAACCUGCAGUGGGUGUGACCCAAUUAGAAAUCCAGAUUAGGAAAUAAUUUGCCAUUUUAUUAUAUCACCUAUUAUAUGCGCUGCUCUUCAACCAGGUCACAUUAUAGGAAACCUAACUCAUAGGGCAACUGUAUACAUGAACAGAACACUGAUAUAUGGAACCGGUUAUCCAGAAUGCUUGGGACCUGGGGUAUUUCAAAUAAGGGAUCUUAAAUGUAAUUUGGAUUGUUUUGCCUUUCAUAAGGAUUAAUUCAUAUUAUAAAAGAGAAAAAGGAAAAAAUGUGAAUUAUUUGUUUAGAAUGGAGUCUAUGGGAGAUGGCCUUCCCGUAAUUCAGAGGUUUCCGGAUAACGGACACCAUACAUACUCGUGUUUACACACUCUAGAAGGGGAGAGCUUUUAGUAAAAGUACAACAUGCUUUUCAGUGUCUGUAUAGAUCAGAUAUAAAAGUCAUUGUUUUAGGACAUUUCAUUUUUCAAAUGUUAGGAAACAAUGGAGAGCACUGACAACCCCCCCCCCCCCCCAUAUCACCCUAUGGGGGAAAAUGUCUGUACUUUUAAAUUGGAAGCAGUUGUAAAUAAAAGUUGUGUGAAUA